Molecule: messenger RNA, 1199 nt
Organism: Exaiptasia diaphana
Lineage: Eukaryota; Metazoa; Cnidaria; Anthozoa; Actiniaria; Aiptasiidae
Exons: 6
Coding region: 84-926 (280 amino acids)
Source: RefSeq, a predicted model, not a curated record
AAUCCGCUAAAUGAUACAACAUGAGUCUUUAACAACACACAGCUGCUGUAAAGACAUUAUUAUAAACUGCGAGUUUCCAUGAGAUGGAUGACAUACAGAUUUUGGUGUAUUAUGCGAUCAUCUUCAUGGUACAAAUUGAAGCUAAGAAUGGUUGUAAAGAGUUUGACUACCUCCCCUGCAUCAAAAACAAAACCCUGACAGGUCACGUGAUCAAGUCUUUCAGAGUCUUAGCUCCCGGAUUAAAGAUGUGCCAAAGGAAAUGUUUCACUGAAGGCCAGUGYGUGUCGUACAACUUGGGCCCAGUAGACGGUCAGAUCAGGACGUGUGAGUUGAGUGCUGCUGAUCACUGGAUGCGACCSAAGUUCUUGAUCUUCAAAGAAGGCUUUGAGUACUGUCCAAUCAGGAACCCUUGUUCGUCAAAUCCUUKUCCUUCAAAUAGACUCUGCACACCUGAUUUCAGUUUGGAYACGUUCAGCUGUGAUGACGGUGGCUGGACCCAGUGGAGUUCCUGGAACCRCUGCAUCGUGUCAUGCAGCACACGUCAAACGAGAAUGAGAAGUUGUUCAAAACCUGCUCCACAGAAUCGCGGCUCGCAGUGCUUUGGUGAAGCACAACAGACCAAAGCUUGCCAACCUUCGCCUAAAAUAGAGGUGAAAAACAUCGGCUGCUUUAAAGACWAUCACSCAGAUCGUACRUUACAWCAAGUAUUGAUAGGAGAAAUCAAACCACACACUAUUUGCAGCUGCGCACUUUUAGCUCAACCAAGCGGCUAUGGUAUAUUCGGUAUCCAAAAUAAUGGAGGUGCAUGUAGAACCGAUCCAUCAGGUCGAAUUACCUACAAUAAGCAUGGGAAUGCAACCAACUGUUUAAAUGGACUAGGAGGAAGUCUUUCUAAUAAUGUCUACGAGUUUAAAGAAAUUCCUUGAUUGAAAAGAUUCAACAAGAAAACCCAGCGUUAAGGAACAAGAAACAACAGAAUUUUUCAGGAAACGAUUCUACUGUAAAAUUAAAAUGCUCAAAAASAAGCUCUCACAGCUUCAAAAUCGAUAUCAAUAUCUAUAAGAAGUUUUUUUUAAUUUGCAAUGCAGAAAAAAUGCACGGUGGGGGACACCAACAUUUCAAUAGAUUUUUUCACGAAUCACUUACAGUUAUUUUUUCUAACUAACGCGGUACAGGAAUAAUAAAGAAAUUUCACUUCA